AUAUAUAAAGACAUAACAAAAAUGUGGCACAAAAGACGCAAACAGCAUUUAGUGACAACUAAACUACCGGUGCUUAACAAUCAAAUCGAUUGUCAUCUAACUGCCCGACAUUGGACAAUCUCAUCAUCAUUAUUAUUAUUAUUGACAUCAAUGAUGACGGCCAUCACUAUAAUAGGUGCCACCAGUAGUGGUACUGGUGGUGGUAGUAGUAGUAGCAGCAGUAGCAGUGGUAGUAGUGGGGGUCACUGUCCCGAUCAAUGUGAAUGCAAAUGGUCUAACGGCAAGGAGACUGUCAAUUGUGAUAAAUCGCUGAAUGGUAUACCCGUUGGCAUUCCCAGUACGACACAAGUAUUAAACUUGACGGGCAUCCAUAUAGCCGUACUGCCGGCCCAAGUGUUUCGCGAGCGUCGAUUAAUUAAUGUACAGAAACUUUUUAUGGCUAAAUGUAAAUUAGGAGAGAUAUCUGAUGAAGCAUUUCUUCAGUUAACUAAUUUAGUUGAACUGGAUUUGUGUGACAACUCAUUAGACACUAUACCGACACUGAGUCUGCAAAAGUGCAAAUCUAUACGCAAACUAUCACUUUGUAUGAAUGCCAUACGUUUUGUACGGAUAGACAGUUUUGCGAGCUUACAAUCGCUAGUGUCGAUAGACUUGUCUCAGUGCCAAAUAGAUACAGUCGAGUCCAAUGCCUUCCACGAUCUCCAUGAGCUGCGAUCGCUAAAACUGAACGCCAAUCGACUGCACAGUCUAUCCGGUUCGGCGUUGACCGGUCUGCAGGUGUUGCACGCCCUGGAUCUACACCAAAACCCGUGGCACUGUGAUUGUCAGCUGAGACACACUGUCCAGUGGCUACAGCACAAUGGUAUACCCCAAUCGGUAUGGCCUAUAUGUCAAUCACCGCACCGACUACAAGGCCAUUACUGGAAUGCAUUAAAUAUUGAUGAGUUUUCGUGUGCACCGGUAUUUCACACGCAAAAGACUAAUUUUCAUACAAAUAUCGGCCAAAAUAUAACCAUCUAUUGUACAGCCAGUGGCUAUCCAUUGCCAGGCAUACACUGGAAGCUCGGUGUCGACUAUAGCUCUGUCGACUAUAGUUCCUCUACUACUACUACUACUACUACUACUACCGCCAGCACCAGCAUUACAGCAAACAACCGUAUGAUGACACGAGAGCACCGUAACAACGCCAGCAAACAGCAUACCAGUGACGAUAGCCAACGAUUUUUCAUUGAAACGGUGGCCGUCAACGAAACAUUUGUUUCGUCUUAUAUUACUAUUAAUGAUCUCCGGGUAUACGAUACACAACAACUAAUCUGUUUGGCCGCCAAUAAGGGUGGUUCCGCUUACAAGAACUUUACAAUAGCUGUCAGUUCGCAACCGUAUACCAGUUCGUCGAUGGCUUAUAAUAUGAGUACAUUUCACAUUACAUGCUACGCUACGGGUGCCAUAAUUGCUGUACUACUGGUGCUUAUACUACUAUUGAUGCCAUUUAUCCGAACUAAAAGACGACGCUCUGUACGACAUUCAUCAACGGUGUCGCCGUCAAAGUUGGGCGCCAUUGAUAUAUUACAAAACAUCAAGUGUUCCGAUGAGGACAUGGGGAUGAAAACACUGUAUACUAAUAAGCCUGAAAUUGCACUGAUAUCCGAUAUUAUCAAAGAUACCACUGACCUAAAGCCUUACCGAUUUUCUGGUGGCAUCGAUCCACUGACAGCACCCGAUGUAACUAAUUUUGGGUGCCAUUACUCCAACGCUCAAACAGUAACACUGUCAGCGCCUACGCCUAACCAUUCAUCAAUGAUCAGCACCAGUAUGUCAUUUGACACGUUCAGACAUCAUCAUAAUCACACUCCACAACCAAUGCUAGCAUUACUCGACUCCAAUAGUGAACAAAAAUAUUUAUAUAAUAACAGCUCUAAUAGUGUACAACAACAGGCAUACGGCAGUCGUUUUCAUUAUCAAAAGCUCAAUACAUUUAGUCCAUUGGCGACCAAAACUCUGGCUAACGGAGCGCUGACAGACUGCCAGAAAUUAGUCGUCCCUUUAAGUGCUAAUAAUAGUCGAGUGGAUGUCAUGAGUGGUGGGUCCUCCACAACAACGACGGCAAUAACUACAGUUGCCAUCACUGACAUGCCAUCCGCAGCACAGGAACACCAACAGCAACAGCAGUGUCUACUAAAGCCCUACUUAAGUCACUCUCAAUCGCAUUGUCUUGAAUUAGACAAAGAGCUGGUGGGAGCUGUGGGAACGGUAGUAGUCGGUGGCGAUGUAAACUCAGCGCAAAGUAUACUUAAUGCCAGUAAUAAUGUCUCAGUGACACAAGUCUAA
Molecule: messenger RNA, 2328 nt
Organism: Oppia nitens
Lineage: Eukaryota; Metazoa; Arthropoda; Arachnida; Sarcoptiformes; Oppiidae
Product: leucine-rich repeat-containing protein 4C-like
Exons: 3
Coding region: 22-2328 (768 amino acids)
Molecular function (GO): protein binding
Source: RefSeq, a predicted model, not a curated record